UCUAUUAACAAUUGAUACUCAGUGCACUCUCAACCAACUCAAAAUGAAGGUUUUCAUCGCAAUUUUUGCUCUGACCCUUGCGGUUGCAUCUCAAGCAUCCUACAUCCCAGAGGAAGCAUCUUACCCAUCCUGGCCAGUCAGCAGCACCUCAGUGUGGCCAUCGAACGGAAUCUAUGCACAGGGAGCAUACAACGCUUGGCCACACACCACCGCUGCCAACUGGAACGCUCAGCCUUAUGUCAACUCGUGGUCCGCCUCUGCAUGGUCUCCUGCUGCCUCCAUCUACAACAAUGGCCUGUAUGGACACAAGACCGCCAACGUGGCUAACGCAGCAUAUCCUUGGGGACAACCAUGGGGAACGUACGGAGCUGGUGCACCGGUCUACGGUUUGGGAUACAACGGAGGCUAUCUGUCGUCGGUUCCAGUAUCCAAGCAAAUUGCUGUCACUCCCAGCUCGUACCACGUUUCUCCAUUUUCAGUCGGUGGACAGAAGCUGAUUGUGGCUUAA
This is a messenger RNA of Ochlerotatus camptorhynchus, 508 nucleotides long. RefSeq lists its product as uncharacterized. Lineage: Eukaryota; Metazoa; Arthropoda; Insecta; Diptera; Culicidae. Bases 44 to 508 code for a protein of 154 amino acids. The transcript has 3 exons. The record is from RefSeq and is a predicted model, not a curated record.